GAUCUUUCUUCUCUCUCUCUUCUCAGUGGGCCAUCGAGGUUUUCGCACUACUCCCUUUCCCGAUCUUGGACGUGUUGGCGACUUCCCAUUUCCUGUGCUCUCCGACCACCCCGUUACGGCGAUCGGCUUCUUCUUCUACGGUGUGUCUGGCGAGGCAUUGCAAGCGACGAGAAGAAAAAGAGGAUUUCUUCACUGGUGCUGUUUUCUCUUUUUCUUUUACCAGUAUCUCUAUCGCACAAGGACCCCUCGGUGACUUCACCGUGAAGUAAAGCGGCGACACAACACAAAAUCAAAAGAAUAUAUAAGGACAGUUGAAGCUAAGUGUUUACCAUAACAGCAGCAACAUGUCACGCGAUCCAGCGCGUGAUUCGGCGCACGCGUUUUGGAGCACGCAGCCGGUGCUUCAGACGGAAGGCGAGAUGCAAAGUGUAAUCUUCGCGGGACCGAUGGAUGCCCCGAAGACGGUGGAUGAUAUCCCGACGGAGCCGCACCCGAUUGCCAGCACGUUUGAGUGGUGGACGCCGAACCUGGAAAGCGACGAGGACAUCACAGCUAUAUACGAGCUGCUGCGCGACAACUACGUCGAGGACGACGACAGCAUGUUUCGCUUCAAUUACACGAAGGAGUUCCUGCAGUGGGCCCUCCGCCCACCGGGCUACAUCCGGGACUGGCACGUGGCGGUGCGCCGCCGGAAGGACAAGAUGCUGCUUGCCUUUAUCGCUGGUAUUCCAAUGACGUUGCACAUGGGGACGCCAAAAGCGAUCCAGGAGAAGGCACGGGAAGAGGGCAAAGGAGAGGAAGCAGCGAAGUAUGACGGUCCGCGGCGCAUCUGUGAAAUCAAUUUUCUCUGCAUCCACAAGCAACUGCGGGAGAAGCGCUUGGCCCCUAUCCUCAUUCAAGAGGUCACGCGGCGUGUGAACCGCACCGGUGUGUGGCAGGCCGUGUACACCGCCGGCGUCGCGCUGCCCACGCCGUACACGUCAGGCCGGUACUUCCACCGCAGUUUUAAUCAGGAGAAGCUGGUGGAUGUGCGCUUCUCCUCCAUCCCCCAAGCUUUCAAGCGGUUCCAGAAUCCGAUGGCGAUGCUGAAGCGGUAUUACCAGCUGCCGGACACCCCGCGUAGCAGUGGCCUCCGUGAGAUGACGCGGGACGACGUCCCGGCAGUCCAAAAGAUCCUCUCGAACUACCUCGCAAAGUUCGACGUACGACCGGAGUUUGAUAAGGCGGAGAUCGAGCACUACCUGCUGCCGCGGGAGCAUGUGGUGUUCUCGUACGUGGUGGAGAAUGACGGUAAAGUGACAGACUUCUUCUCGUUUUUUCGCAUCCCCUCUACCGUGAUCGGCAACGAGAAGUACAGUACGCUAGAGGUCGCGUACAUCCACUACUACGCCGCCACGAGCAUGCCUCUCCAGCAGCUGAUUCUUGACUUGCUCAUUACGGCGCACUCCCGCGGCAUUGAUGUGUGCAACGCCGUGGAUAUCCUCGACAGCCGCACGUUCUUUGAAGAAAUGAAGUUCGGUCCAGGCGACGGUUAUCUGCGGUACUACUUCUAUAACUGGGCGUAUCCGCAGAUCGACUCUUCCCAGGUGGCGUUGGUAAUGCUGUGA
Molecule: messenger RNA, 1607 nt
Organism: Leptomonas pyrrhocoris
Lineage: Eukaryota; Euglenozoa; Kinetoplastea; Trypanosomatida; Trypanosomatidae
Product: N-myristoyltransferase (NMT)
Exons: 1
Coding region: 345-1607 (420 amino acids)
Biological process (GO): N-terminal peptidyl-glycine N-myristoylation
Cellular component (GO): cytoplasm
Molecular function (GO): glycylpeptide N-tetradecanoyltransferase activity
Source: RefSeq, a predicted model, not a curated record